GGCCACCAACGUUGACCGCCAAGAAAGGCACUUGGCAUAUCCAGUAAUUCCUUUCGUUCUACGAUGAUGCCGCCGCUCGCCGAGCAUCCAAAAUCUGAUAUCAACACACAGCAGAAGGGCUUCUUGAUGCGGCUCACCCGUUCCUUAGAAUUGGCGUGCGUACCUGUCAGGCGCAGCACUCGAUGUGGUGCACAGCAUAUCGGUUCGGAGCCAAGUCACCCUCUCCCAGAGGCUCCAGCGUCAGAGGGUCCACCCCGUGGUCGCUGAUCUGUCGGAGGAUGGCCGACAGCUCGUAGCAGUGCCCUGCGUGGGUGAGAAGCAACGGGUGAGAGGAAAUGGUCAGCUUCAAGAUGCAUACCUGAGGGUGUGAUGACGGGAGUGCGCGGAACGGCCAAUGAGAUGGGACACCGCUCCACGGAGGCCGGAAACUCAUGGUCAGGAACUGCAUGCAUGAAACCCCAUUAAUCGCAAACCAGGCAAACAAAUAGCCCAUCCAUACCGCCCCCUUGCUGUUGGUUACUCACCCGUUCACUCACCUUUAUCGAGUACUUCUCUGAUGAGAGCAGCGUCCACACCCCGGAAGCGCACUCUCCUAUAAGGUGCGGGGCGGGGAGCUGGAGGGCGGGGAGCGAGAGGGUGUGCGGCAGCGCCGGCCGCGGCGGGAGGCUGAGGAGCUACUGCGGCAUGAGCAGCGCCCGCAGGACGCUGAGCCACGUCAGCGUUUUGAGCGUUCAGCCGGCGCAGCGCCCAUGGGCGCAGCGCUGGAACAAGGCUGCACAGCUUCAGAAGGAUUCCCUCCAAGAUCCCCAACUUGGACCCCAAGAAGAUCCACAAACAGUACAAAAAGCCGAUCAACAGGAGUAUCACAAUUUCUAUCACCAAGAGCAUGAAGGAAGACAAGGAACGCAUCAAGGACCCCCUCCAGUCCGCCGGAAGGAGCGCUGGCUUCAAACAUCUGCAUGAUCUGCAUGUUUCCCUCGUUAAUUAGCUGGAUCUUGCGCUGCUCCGCUGUGCCAGCCACACAGACACACAAACACACAUAUGCACAUACACACGGACGUGCGAAUGAAACAAGACACACGCAAACGGUCUUUCUGGCAGUGCUCACCUCGCCGUAUGCGGAUGAUCACCCAUAGGAUGAUCAGCUCUGGUGGGUCGGCAAGUGCGCCUCGUCUUGUCUGUUGAUGCCAACACCGUUCAGGGAAGAGAUCUUCCACCUCCGUUCUCAU
This is a messenger RNA of Vitrella brassicaformis, 1229 nucleotides long. The record is from the annotation of a GenBank genome assembly. NCBI's taxonomy places the organism in Eukaryota, Vitrellaceae.